UCAUGGAGAAGCAUAUUUAUAUCGAAAGUACUUGCCACUCAAAGAUUGACAGAAGGUUGCUAGUACAUCUUUGUCUGAUAAACUUUGCCGUUAUGGAUGGAAUUGAUAGAAUGGCGUGUCUGUGUUUUGGGACGUAAAUUUUACCGGGAGAAGUAGGAGUAGUUUGUCAACAGUGGUGUGGGUGCGUUACGCGAAAGUGUCAUGGCGUGGGUUGUUACGUUUACACAUAAUUUGCUGACUGUACGGGUUUCGAAUGCCGUACAUAUUUCGGUUGUAUCAACCUUAUGGCUAAAGUAAAUUUGUUUAAAAUUUUAUAUGUGAAAAUGAUUCUCGUUUUAAAAUUUUAACCAGAAAUUGAAGACACCUAUCUCCAAUUCUGUAUGUGUGUGUUCGUGAAAUUCUUAACCAGACGAUUUUGAGUGCUUCCUGUCUAUCGUUUGUAGUAUAGUGCAUGAAAGUUCAAAAGAAAGUGGAGAUUAACGAUGAAAAGUAGUGGACUGCAAAGGUAAAAUUCCUCAGUUGUUUGGUACUCGGGAACCAUAAUGUGUGAUGAAUUCUCGAGAAAGGCCCUGAAAGUUGCAGUGGCAUUGAUAUGUCAGACCAUUGGAUGGAAUUCGAUUAUGAGCACACCUCUGGAAAUUAUGAUUGAUCUUCUUCAGAGAUAUCUCGUGGAACUUGGUCGAGUCACUCACCGGUAUGCAGAGCUCUUUGGACACACACAACCUAAUCUCGAUGACCUAGGUCUUGCGUUUCGAGAAAUGGGAAUAAAUUUGCAGGAUAUGGAGGAUUAUAUUAAAAACGUGGAAUCUGUACCAUGUCAUGGUGAAAUUCCAAAGUUUCCUGUUCCUCGAGACUCUCAUCUGAAUUUUUUGAAACCAGGGAGCAGGGAAGUUGUUACACGACCAGUUCAUGUGCAUGAGCACUUACCUCCUAUGUAUCCUGAAAUGGAAGAAGAUGAAUAUUUAUUGAAGCAGUCCCCACUUUCGGUUGACACUUCAAACAAUUUGGGAUCUACAUCACCACUCUCUAGUCCAAAGUCGAACGUAUUCAAAAGACCAGGGGAUCCUGUUUCCUUGGAGAACCCUGUUUUGAAGAGGACGAGAAUGUUGAUGGAAGAAGAAGGUCGUCCUCUUCGAGAAAUCAGUAGUGUUAUGAUGACAACAUCUGGAUUUCUAUCACCUGCACGGGAAGGAAAGCUUCCUGAAUCACGAACGCCAUUGCAACCUUCUGAUUCUCGUUCCAAUUCUCCUCAGCCUUCAUCGUACCCCAUGGUACCCCCAGAAGUGAAAGGUGAGAAGAAAUCUAAAAAAGCUACACAGAAGAAAGCAGUUGACGCUGUUAAAAAAACAGACAAGGAAAAUAAAAAGGAACACAGAGUGAAAGAACUUGUUAAAUCUGGCAAAGGACACGCCAGUGACGAAACAAAAGUUAAAAAGUUAGUCAGUAUGAAGGAACUUUCUAAACUGAAAGCCUUGAAACCAGGAGCUGUAAAAAUGUCACAGAAUUUUCAGUUAGCAGGUCCAAGUUCAUCUAACAAACCAGGCAAACUUCCGGUAUCAAAAUUAUCUGCAAUUAAAACUGCUGUUCCAGACACUCAGAAAAUCAUGAGACAUGUGUCACCUGUGGCAAAAUUGUCUAAACCAGAAAAAGUGCAUACUGCUACACUUCCACAACUUAAAUUAAAUUCACCAGAAAAAAGUAGGGAACCAACUAUAAUAGAAGGAAAAUUGUCAACAGAACCCGAUAAACAGAAACUCAACAUUUUCAAAAAAAUAUCAAAAGUCAAGGAAGAGAAGGUUGACAGGAUAGAAAAAAUUGAUAGGACUGAAUCUGCAGAUUCAGUUAUGAGAGAUUCACGUGAAAGUUCUCCAAGAUUGAUAAUAGAUGAAUCAGAAAUGAACAGCCGGCAAAGAGAAGCACGAAUGGCCCAGAUAGAUGACUGUAUUGAUGCAGUCAUUCAGCAGGGUAUGGAGAUUGUUAAUGAGGACAAUAAUAGUUCUCACAGUAAAUUAUCAACACCAGGGAAUGAUGUGGCAAGGGGAAACAGUUUGGCAUGUGUAACAAGUCAUCAACCAGGUUCGGAUGAACUAUAUAUGUAUGAUGAUGAUCUUUCACCACCUGGAACUCCAUCGUCUACCCCAAAGACUCCUGAGCUUCCGACACCAUCUCGUAAAGCUGAAAAAAUGCCAGAAGUUAAAGAAAAGAAAAAGAAAAAAGAAAAAUCAAAAACAAAGAAAGAGUCAAAAACAAAAUCUCAGAAAGAGUUGCACAGUCCUAAGAAGCCAAAGAUAGAAUUGAUGGACUUAGACAGUUCAGAGAAACCGAAAACUCCCGAAGCGGAAGAACCAUGUGAAAUAGUUCAGCCACCAGUUUUUCCUUUCUUUUCACAUUUUCCUCCAACACCAGGCCUUAUUCCUCCUCCUCUAGGACAUCCACUUUUCCCAAGGUUUCCUCUCCCCCUUGGAAAAAACUUACCUCAUCCUGCAAUGCCCAAUCUGCCCCUUCCACCACCACUUCUUAUGCAGCCUCCUGCUGAAGAGCCAGAAGAGGAAUCACCAAAGACUCCUGAAAGAUCUUCAAGUCUCUCUUCUUCAGGUCCAGUUCCAGCAAAUGUAAAAGCAGAUUCUCCUGAAAAGGUGCAGAUAUCUAGUCACAUCAUAAAGAAAACCCUUGAAAAGAAAGUGAAAGAGCACCGAAAGGAGAGAAAAGAUAAAGCAAAGAAGAAGAAGGAAAAAAAGCUGAAAGCAAAGAAAGAAAAAGGAGAAAAAAGGAAAAUCAAAUUAGAGAAGAAAGAAAAACUCAAAGAGAAGAUCAAAGAAAAGAAAGAAAAGAAAGAAAAACGUAAAGAAAAAGAGAUCUUAUUUUGUGGAUAG
Schistocerca americana (American grasshopper) is the source of this 2873-nucleotide messenger RNA. RefSeq names its product transcription initiation factor TFIID subunit 3-like. Gene Ontology annotation, molecular function: protein heterodimerization activity. Lineage: Eukaryota; Metazoa; Arthropoda; Insecta; Orthoptera; Acrididae. Gene Ontology annotation, cellular component: transcription factor TFIID complex. The record is from RefSeq and is a predicted model, not a curated record. Bases 543 to 2873 code for a protein of 776 amino acids. The transcript is spliced from 6 exons.